AUGGCCCUCAAGCGCAUCAACAAGGAAUUGAUUGAUCUCGGCCGUGAUCCUCCCUCCUCCUGCAGCGCCGGGCCUACUGGUGAUAACAUGUUCCAGUGGCAAGCUACGAUUAUGGGACCCGGUGACUCUCCAUAUGCUGGCGGUGUCUUCUUCCUCUCCAUUACAUUCCCCACCGAUUACCCUUUCAAACCUCCUAAGGUCAGCUUCACGACCAAGAUCUACCACCCUAACAUCAACGCCAAUGGUUCCAUUUGCUUGGAUAUCCUACGAGACCAAUGGUCGCCCGCCCUUACGAUCUCAAAGGUCUUGUUAUCCAUCUGUUCGAUGCUGACAGACCCGAACCCCGACGAUCCUUUGGUACCUGACAUUGCUCAUUUGUACAAGACAGAUCGCACUCGUUAUGAGGCAACUGCUAGGGAGUGGACAAGGAAAUAUGCCAUGUAG
Molecule: messenger RNA, 444 nt
Organism: Psilocybe cubensis
Lineage: Eukaryota; Fungi; Basidiomycota; Agaricomycetes; Agaricales; Agrocybaceae
Exons: 5
Coding region: 1-444 (147 amino acids)
Biological process (GO): ubiquitin-dependent protein catabolic process; protein polyubiquitination
Cellular component (GO): nucleus
Molecular function (GO): ubiquitin conjugating enzyme activity
Source: RefSeq, a predicted model, not a curated record